AUGUCUGGUCACGGUAAAACUGGAGGCAAAGGGCGUGCCAAGGCCAAGACUCGCUCCUCCAGAGCCAGGCUCCAGUUCCCCGUUGGCCGUAUCCACUGGCUGCAGCAAGGUCACUAUGCCGAGCAGGUUGGGGCUACAGCCCCCGUCUACCUGGCCGCCGUCCUCGAGUACCUGACGGCCGAGAUCCUCAAGCUGGCUGGCAACCCGGCUUGGGACAACAAGAAGACCCAUAUCUUCCCCCGCCACCUACAGCUCACCAUCCGCAAUGACGAGGAGCUCAGCAAGCUGCUGGGAGGCAUCACCAUAGUCCAGGGUAGGGUCCUGCCCAACAUCCAGGCUAUGCUGCUGUCCAAGAAAACCAGCCACCCCAGCAAGGUUUAUGCCUGA
Carcharodon carcharias (great white shark) is the source of this 387-nucleotide messenger RNA. RefSeq names its product histone H2A. Gene Ontology annotation, cellular component: nucleosome. NCBI's taxonomy places the organism in Eukaryota, Metazoa, Chordata, Chondrichthyes, Lamniformes, Lamnidae. Gene Ontology annotation, biological process: DNA damage response. Gene Ontology annotation, molecular function: DNA binding; structural constituent of chromatin; protein heterodimerization activity. The record is from RefSeq and is a predicted model, not a curated record.